Drosophila elegans is the source of this 1230-nucleotide messenger RNA. RefSeq lists its product as uncharacterized. The record is from RefSeq and is a predicted model, not a curated record. Lineage: Eukaryota; Metazoa; Arthropoda; Insecta; Diptera; Drosophilidae. The coding region runs from base 46 to 633 and encodes 195 amino acids. The transcript has 2 exons.
CAGUGACAUUAUAUUUGUUCCCCAGAGCGGAUUGCAGUAGCAAAAAUGUUUAAGUUAUUAAUAAUUACUGUUCUAGGCAUUUCAAUGUACCAGAUGGUUAGUUGUGAUGCAGAAAGGUUUUUGUGCCGUCGACAAGUGGUAGUAAGCUAUACAGAAAACGUGGUUAAGCCCAUGAACGACUAUGGAAACUUUGCCAAAUAUUUCACAAAUUUGGGUAUACCAGCAGGGAAUAAGACAGUGACAAAAACAAAAAUGGAAGAGGAAGAAACUUGUUGCCCAGGCUACGAAAAGUUUCCGGACGGAUUGUGCGGGCCCGUUGAAACCACAACUAACACCGAAACUACGAUCUCAACGUCUACUUCAGAAGAACCCGAUUCAACGACAUCAACUGAAUCAAAUGAAGGGGAUUCAUCUAGUCCUUCUAGCUUAAUUAAUCCAGCUAAACAUUCCAAGGCAGAAACGAAGAAAAAUAGCCAUAAACAUCUUACGUUAGGAAUAAUUUUUGGAGUUCUUGCACUGAUCAUUGGCAUUGCUACUGUUAUCACUUGGCAAAUUCGGAAACGUAGAAAUGUGUCAAUUGCUGAAGACCAACAAGUAAAAUUUGAUGCUGAAAUGCAAAGAGCUCUUUUGUAGAACUUUAAUAAUUGUACAUCUCUCAACACACAAAGGAAAUAAGUAUUUGCAAAAUUAAAAGAUACGUAUACGGAGGAAAGACCUUUCAUGUGAAGCACCGUUCUUAUCAGUUUGAACAAAGUGGAAAAACGAUAAAUUUGAAUUUCACAAUAGUUCGACACGCUGAAUAAAAAUAAAAAACAAAGUUCAUUUUUUCAGAAGAUUAAAUGUAUAUUGUUGAGGGAUGAUAAAAAGGCCAGCCUUUGUUCGUGCAUGAAUGUCGGGUUUGAUUAAUGUAUAUUUAGUAAUAAUAUAAAUAGAUAUUUCGGCAAACGCAAAUGUUUAAGAUAUCUGUGGGCAUUUAUUUUACAAAACGUUAGAUUUCUUGUAAAAUAUUGCUUGUGAUGAUUUGCUCUACAAUUUGUUUGUUUGUUUUAAGCAUUAUUAAAUUUAAAAUAACAAUAUUGGCAUUUUUCUUAAGUUUAAUUCAAAAAUAAUAAAAUAAUAAUAAAAUCAAAUUAAUCAUAUCAUAAGACACAUUUCUCAAGUAACCAAAUAAAUAAUUCAUAUAUUAUAAAGCUAUAAUUCAGAGAAAAUAAAAAUUCUUUUAAUAAAUAA